AUGAUAGCAACAGAUGUGGUUACAACAACCAAAGGCAUCACCACAAAAACCACAGCUGCUCCCUCAACAACAACAACAACAACACCUUCUUCCACAACAACCACAGCUGCUGCUACAGCAACAACUUCACCCACAACAACCACAGUUUUUCCCACAACAACCACAGCUGAUGCUGCUACGACAACUACAGCUGUGGCUACAACAACAACAUCCAUUACAACAACAACAACAGCUGCUCCCACUACAACCACUGCAGCACCAAUGACGACUAAAGCUGCUCCCACAACAACCACUGUUUCCCUUACAACAACAACAGCUGCUGGUUUGAUAACAACAGUUGUGGCUACAACACCAGCCAUCCGCACAACAACCACAGCUGCUCCCACAACAACAACAGCCACAGCUCCGACAACCACAGCCAUCCUCACAACAACCACAUAUGCUCCCACAACAACCACAGCAAAUCCAACGACCACAACAGCUUCCUCUACAACAACGCCAGCUGCUCCAACAACUACAACAGCUUCCCCUACAACAACCACAGCUGUUCCCACAUCAACCACAGCUGCUACCAAAACAACCACAUCUGCAUCGACAACAACCACAGCUACAGCUCCGACACCUACAGCCAUCCCCACAACAACCACAGCUGCUCCCACAACAAACACAGAUGCCCCCACAACAACCACAUCUUCCCCGACAACAACUACAGCAGCUCCAACAACCACAACAGCUUCAUCUACAACAAUCACAGCUGCUCCAACAACAACCACUGCUGCUGCUAUGACAACAAAUGCUGCGGCUAUAACAACUAAAGCCCUGUUCCCAGACCAACAACAGCUGAGGCUACAACAAGCAAAGUCAUCCCAACAACAACCACAGCUGCACUCACAACAACCACAUCUUCUCAGACAACAACUACAGCAGUUCCAAUGA
This is a messenger RNA of Coregonus clupeaformis (lake whitefish), 936 nucleotides long. RefSeq names its product mucin-2-like. NCBI's taxonomy places the organism in Eukaryota, Metazoa, Chordata, Actinopteri, Salmoniformes, Salmonidae. The record is from RefSeq and is a predicted model, not a curated record. The coding region runs from base 1 to 936 and encodes 311 amino acids. The transcript is spliced from 3 exons.